Molecule: messenger RNA, 577 nt
Organism: Brachypodium distachyon (stiff brome)
Lineage: Eukaryota; Viridiplantae; Streptophyta; Magnoliopsida; Poales; Poaceae
Product: 60S ribosomal protein L23
Exons: 4
Coding region: 5-427 (140 amino acids)
Biological process (GO): translation
Cellular component (GO): ribosome; cytosolic large ribosomal subunit
Molecular function (GO): large ribosomal subunit rRNA binding; structural constituent of ribosome
Source: RefSeq, a predicted model, not a curated record
CGCCAUGUCGAAGCGCGGGAGGGGAGGAUCCGCGGGGAACAAGUUCCGGAUGUCGCUGGGUCUGCCGGUGGCUGCGACUGUGAACUGCGCGGACAACACUGGCGCCAAGAACCUCUACAUCAUCUCCGUCAAGGGCAUCAAGGGGAGGCUCAACAGGCUGCCUUCGGCCUGCGUCGGCGACAUGGUGAUGGCCACCGUCAAGAAGGGGAAGCCUGACCUGAGGAAGAAAGUCAUGCCGGCUGUCAUCGUGCGUCAGCGCAAGCCGUGGCGCCGAAAGGACGGUGUCUUCAUGUACUUCGAAGACAACGCUGGGGUGAUUGUGAAUCCUAAGGGUGAGAUGAAAGGAUCAGCUAUCACUGGACCCAUUGGCAAGGAGUGUGCCGACCUCUGGCCUAGGAUCGCUAGCGCAGCAAAUGCCAUUGUCUGAGAGCUUGUUUGGGUCCAGUUUUGUACCGGAUGUUAGAUGAUUAAUGUGCUUGGAUUAUUUGUUCCAGAUAUUUUAUCUUAAUUUGGUGUGAACCUCUGGUUAAUUUAACAAUUGAGCUAUGAAGUUUCAUCAAAAGUUGAUUGGUGAUUU